AUGACUUCCCGCGCUCCCCAUCCGGCUUUGCCCACGCUUAUUUCUCAUCCUACUAACAAACCUCGCCUUGGAUCCAAGCAACUUCAAAUCACUUCGGCCGCUCAAAAAUCUAUGCGCGACGUGAGCUCCCAGUCAGACACAAAUUCAAUGAAUAUACUAGUCGAUGAAGCCCCUCAGCUUGAUAAUCCAGCCUUAGGACAAAUGCGCUUGGCUGUUACAAAUCACCCCCAUGAGUCAGCAUCAACCGAUUCAAAGAUGUACGAGCCCAUCUCUGCGCAAGGCCAACUUCCUGCUGCCGACGAAUCAAAUGAAGCAAGUGCGCCAACGCAAGCAGUCCUCCCGGCCAACGUUCUUGGCCUAAUCGAAAGUAUCCCCGAUAAACUCGCCUUUUUGCUUGAGCCGAAUGUCGAUUAUGAAAAGCGAUCCUGCCGCAAAGACCUGAUACUCGGCGUAAUCAAACACUUCCACCCUGGCUAUACAUCACCGGUUUGA
This is a messenger RNA of Puccinia triticina, 492 nucleotides long. RefSeq lists its product as uncharacterized. The record is from RefSeq and is a predicted model, not a curated record. The transcript has a single exon. Lineage: Eukaryota; Fungi; Basidiomycota; Pucciniomycetes; Pucciniales; Pucciniaceae. The coding region runs from base 1 to 492 and encodes 163 amino acids.